CCUCCCAGGCGGGCUCUAAUGGCGUGUUUGGCAGAGUCAGCGAAACGCGGCGCCCAGCGGCCCGGCGGCGGGGGAGCGCCCUCUCCCGCGCCCUCGCCGUCUCCCGCGCCGGCCAGCGGCGCGCACGGGGCCAUUUGCAGCGCAGCAGCCUCACGAGCGGCAGCGGCGCGCCGGCGCGGAGCGAGGCGGCACCAUGGAGCUGAAGAAGGACAGCAACUCCGUGUCCAUCGACAUGCUGCUGAUCGUGCACUCGGAGAAGCGGCGGGCCGCGCAGGGCGCGCACUCGGACAGGCAGGCGGACCCGGGCGCGCUGCUCCAGCGCAGAGGAGGGCUCCAGGGCAUCGGAAACGGACUCCGGAGAUGGCAGAAAUUAGAAGGGAACGAGCUGCAUGGAAACCUGGCAGAGAAGCAGCAUCCUCAGCAGACCCAGAUCAUCACUUCCUACGACAACCAAGGGACACAGCUGACUGUGGAGGUCCACCCUCGAGACGCCAUGCCCCAGCUGCUCAAGAAGUUCUCCUUGGCUAAAUGUUUACAAGGCGAUAAAAAUGGAAACACAAGACCCCGGCAGCCUGGGGGGAAAGACGCCCAUGCCUACCCCUGGGAUCGGUCCAGCCUGAAAUCCAUGCCCCUGGACCUGCGGCAGUUUGAGAAACUGGACACCUAUGCCUCACAGGUGACAGUCAAGAGUGGCCUGGAUGAGCUGGUGAGCGACCUACUCCAGGAGGCCCACAGUGACCUGGAGAGGGUCCGUGCCAUCUGGAUCUGGAUCUGCCACCACAUAGAGUACGACAUCGAGGCUGCCCAGGAGAAGGACCGCCAGGCCUUCAAACCCACUGACAUCCUGCGGACCCAGAAGACCAACUGUGACGGCUACGCCGGGCUCUUUGAGAAAAUGUGCAGGAUCGCUGGAGUGCAGUGCAUGACGGUGCCUGGCUACUCCAAGGGCUUUGGCUACCAGACGGGGCAGAGCUUCUCCGGAGAGUUUGACCACGCCUGGAACGCCGUGUAUCUGGAGGGGAGAUGGCACCUGGUGGACAGCACCUGGGGCAGCGGCCUGGUGGAUUCCGCCACCUCCAAAUUCACCUUCCUCUACAAUGAAUUCUACUUCCUCACCCAUCCCGCACUGUUCAUCGAGGACCAUUUUCCAGACAACAAGAACUGGCAACUGCUGAAACCUCCUCAAUCCCUGAGGCAGUUUGAGAACAACAUGUAUCACAAGAGUGAAUUCUACAACAAGGGGAUGCUCAGUGCCCACCCGGAGACUUCCAUGAUCAAAACAGUGAACGGGAAGGCCAUGGUGACCAUUGAGAGCUGUGCCCCGACGCUCUUCAUGUUUAUGCUCAAUGGCAAGCAGGAGCACGGGCUGCUGAGCCUCAGGAAGAAUGGGAUGAAGCUGGAAGUGUACCCUCCCACCGUGGGCACCCACAAGCUGCAAAUCUUUGCCAAAGGCAACUCUGACAUCUACAGCUCGGUGCUGGAGUACACGCUCAAGUGUAACUACGUGGAUGACACGGUCCAGCUGCCAGCUGAGCUGCACCAGCCCGUGGGCCCCAGCUGGUUCUCGGAGCAGAUGGGCAUCACGAAGCCCUCCCACCCUCACCCCAUCAUCCACACGAGCGAUGGGCGCUGCUCCGUGAGCUUCGGCGUCGAGGAGGGCAUCAGUGUCCUGGCUUCCCUGCACGGGGACGACGGCCUCAUCACAGAGGAGACACAGCGGCGCUACAUUUUCCAGCUGCAGCGGGAGAAGCGGACAGAGCUGAAGGUCCAGCUGCCUCACGCCGGCAAGUUUGCCCUCAAGAUCUUCGUCAAGAAGAGGCAGGAAGCGGGCAACUACAUCUUCGUCUUCAAUUAUCUCCUGUGCUGCACCAACACCAAGGUGAACUGGCCCAUGUUCCCCGAGAGCUUUGGCAACUGGGGGCAGGACAAUGAGCUGCUGGAGCCUCUGACGGGCGUGCUUCCUGCCAACCGGAACGUCCCAUUCAAACUGAAGCUGCACGGUAUCGCCAAAGCCCUAGUGAAGGGGCAGGACACGUGGCCUCUGACCCUGAACAGCGAGGGCUACUGGGAGGGCAGCUGCAGCACGGCCGGCUGCCAGGAAGUCUAUGUCAUGGUGCUGGAGAACGCCAACCACAACUUCUACUCCUAUAUCCUGAAGUAUAAAGUGAACGCCCAGUGAGGGCCUGUGUCCCGUCACACCUCCCAGAGGGCCAGGCCUGCCCGGAGAGGGCCCAAGGGACGUGCAGAGAUCCCUGGACACCACUGAGUCUGCAUGAAAUCACUUCUAGGCCUCUGCCUCAGUUUCCCUGCUCUGCCGCAGGAGCUGUGAUGUUUGUGUUCUGAUGGCUUCACUCAGUUGUGGCAACGGCCAAGGGGACAGAGGCAAAGGACCUUUAGAAGAAACAGGUGCUAUGUAAAUCCAAGGUAUUGUAAACUGUCCACACUGCCCAGGUGCCCCUUCUCGUGCUCAUGCUGUUGUCGUAGCGUCGAUGUGGGAAAGCAGGGACAGUGCCCAGGCGGCAGGCUUGUCACGCCAUGAUUCGAGAAUUCUCCUCCGUGCCGAGAGGGACGUGAUUUGCCAGGCUGAGUCAUCUGGAAUCAUAGCGCCCCUUUCAUGUAGCAUCACAGCGUUUCUCACCACCUCCUGGACCCCAGGGACGGUUGGACUGUCAUUUUCCCCAGACCUGACCAUCGUCCACAUUCCUGCUGCCUCUUCAUUGGGCGCUUCUUGCUCUUUAAGAGCCCUAGGAAAAAGAAGGUGUGGAGAGGAAGCUAGCCAACCACCCCUGGCUGGGGGCUGGGGGCCCUCAGAGUCCCUGUGUGUACUGGGAAUGUGGCAACAGAAAGUUAUGGGGAGACUCUAAAGCAAAGAGCAGCCAGUGCCCACUCAUGAGUGUCCUGGGUGGGGGACCAAGGGGUGGAGGGACCCCAUGGCCAUCCUGCCACCUGAGUCUAAGGGAUAAGACCUCCAGCUCGGCUUCCAGAGGAGCCUGCUGAGCAGUUAGUUCAGUCUAAGGUCUGGGGUGGCCUUCCAGGCGCCCUCAGAGCCUGGGCCUCUGGGACCCACCUACGUCCUUCACAGGGUGCCCCAAGAUGCCUGCUAGGCCUUGGGGAGCCUCGUCAACAACCCAAAAUAAAGACCUGGGCAGGGAGGCCAGGCAAGGGUAUAGUGCAAACUGCAGUGCCCAGGAGCCUCCCAUGAUAACAGGGCUCUGCCGGCCCCCAGGAGUCCCUGCCACCAACACCACAGCUGGGGGCCUCCACCUGCCCUGGGAGCAGUUUUUGUGCUUGUCCUUAUCCUAUCUUCCUCCCUCCUUUUCUCUGACAAGAGAGACCCCCGGGGUCCCGCCUUCUGUGGGGCUCAGGCCCCAGAAGCCUGGGCUGCCCAGCUAACCCUCAGCAGCACCUCAGGCUGGUGUUGCCAUGGCAACAGCAGAAAGGCUGGCUCUGGCAGGGCAGCAGAGAGGGAAGGAUCGAGAGGCCGUGCGUGGCCGCUGCAACACGCUCCCAGCACACAGAGACCCCUGAGAUUGUCCCUGCUGACCUCCUGGCUUCUCCAGCUCUGCAGCCCCUGACAGCUGACACUGCCCAGCACUCUGCCCCCCACUGGUGCUGCAAAUGCCCCCAGGCUCAGCUAUAGCCAGGAUCAGCCAGGGAUCCUCACAGCCGCCUCUGCCUUCCUCCUCACCUUUGUGUAUCCAACACACAUUCAUGGGCACUUAAUAAGUACCAGGCAUGUGCUAGAUGCUGGGCCUACGGAGGAAACCAAGGGGGCCCUGCCCCUGCCUCCCAGAGCUCAGGGUGGGGGGCAGCAGCCUCCAUUGGUUACCCAGGCCUAUCUGAAGUUCCAGGCUCCCAACACUUCGCUCCAGCAUCUCCCUGGGGUCCCUCCCCCAAUGGUCCCCACUGCCACCAGCAUGGACCUUUCCCAGAUCGACGUUACAGCGGUGCCCGUCCUCCACCAGGCUGGGGGCCCUGGAACCCAAGGGGAGCACCCCUAUGGGGGCUGACCUGCCCUGGCCUGUGUCCAGCGCCAUCCGGCAAGCUCUGCCAUCCAGGCAUUGGGCACCACGUCCCUCGCACCUGGAAAAUGCACAGAAGCCCCAGAGGCGGGACCACUGUGAACCACGACUCGGAAACUAGGGGAGAUUUUACACCCUGAAAACAGCCUUUUCUCACACCUUCCAUUUUAUAAACUGAAAGAAGUGUGCUGUGUUUCAUCAAAAUAAGUGCCUUCCAUACAUCUUUUCAAAAACAGUAUAAUUAGUCAAUACAUUGUGGAGCGUGCAGAGGAUGCCACCCAGCAAAGCAGGAGCUGUCACGAGAACCCGAGCGAGGCCCAGCGCUCAAAGCGCCCGCAGCGCAUCCGCGCCGCUCCCCAGUGUUCAACCAGGUAGCCCUUUGUAAAGACAGCUGCAGGCACAGUCAGAAAAUCACCUGCAUUUCUUUCCCCUAAGUAAAAAUACAUGAAAUGAAAUCCAAUCUUCAUGAAUUUUUACACGCGUGCUGCUCAGGGUAGAAUUCGGGUUUGCAUUUUGAAAUCUUUUCUUGCAUUUUGAAGCCCAUCUUUGUUUCCCGGUCGAUGAGUCCCGGCGGCCGGUGGAAGGGGGCGGGCGCCCUCUGGUGCCCAACGUGCGGAGCUGCCGGCGCUGCUCCCCUCCGCGAGGCUGAAUCGGUCACCAAGGUUUUUACGCCAAAAUUGCAAAAUGGUCUUGGGACGUUUAUGUUAAAUUCACUGGGUGCUUUCUUGUGGCCUCUCAGCGCUUCCUCGUGUGUACGCGGAGCACAUCGCUGCCACGCACAGACUGUGAGGCGAGCCCGGCAUGGUGAGAAGACGUGGAAUGUAAGAGGAUUUGGGAGUGCUUUGCCCGGAAAUCCCAUCUUGAAACGGAAACACUGGAUACGGGACUAGGUGGGACGGCUUUGACCACGCUCAUUGCUGUGCCAGUGAAGGACUGAAACUGAGCGAACUCAGGCAGCUUUUGCUGGCAGGUCCUAGGGUGGCAACCCUCAGGCCACAGGCAGAAGGGGAUGCAGAGAGUCCGGGAUGGGGGAAGCGCUAGGCCAGAUGGGCCACCACCACGGCUGCAAGCGACUUCUUUUCAACUGGUUUCGGAGGCGCCACCGGCACCGCAGGACUCCACUUUCAAUCCGAUUACGAUCAUUGUGAGUUCCCCAUAUGUUACAAUGUCCCACCAGGACAAACCCGUCCCACACAGCCUGCUGAGUUUAAAAGGAAGUGAAUAGAUUAACUGAAGCAUGAAGGAUUUAGGCUAGACUUAAAGAACUCUUUCCUGUUGUUAAGCAGGAGGGACAAGUUGCCAAGAAAGUUUGUGAAAUCCUCUUCUCAAAGGACUUGAAAAGUAGAAGCGUUUUCCCAGUGGUCUAGGGCUUGAGAGGCCAGCUCAUUGGAAGGAGGACGUUCUGCCCAAGCCAGUUAGCCCUUGAAAUGCACUAGAUGGUCCACAGCGGACACAGGUGAACGGUGGGGCCACGCCCUCCGCCAUUGGCAAAGCGUUCUAAGCUGGUGUGCAUCCGAGUCCCACAUCGGUUUAUCUGAGGUCUGUAAUUUCUUUUCAUUUGGAGUAAGUAGUUGGAACUCUUGAGAGGUGAUUACUUUUCAUAACGUGUGCACUGAGUUGCGUGGGCCGGUGGCUGUUGACUAUGCUUUCCCCACAUUGUUG
This is a messenger RNA of Equus quagga, 5684 nucleotides long. It is a transcript of the gene KY, whose product is annotated as kyphoscoliosis peptidase. The record is from RefSeq and is a predicted model, not a curated record. The transcript is spliced from 11 exons. NCBI's taxonomy places the organism in Eukaryota, Metazoa, Chordata, Mammalia, Perissodactyla, Equidae. Bases 194 to 2179 code for a protein of 661 amino acids.